AUGCGCAGAGGGUUUUCAAGAAUGAAGUUGCAUUGCUUAGAGAGGACAUUCUCCCAUUCUGCACCUUCUUUGACUCCCAUCAAACUCCCUGCUCCACUGGAGACUCAUCUGUGGUAUGUGAAACCGAGUGAGGUGAAGAGUGAAUCCUUGUUGAAUCGUUAUUUAGAUACUUUGUCUCCGUGCGAGAGGGAGAGUGUGUUGCGACUGCAGGGUGAGGAAUCGAGAAAGAGCGCAUUGCUUGCGCGUGCCUUGGUUCGGACGACAAUUGCCAGAUAUCAGAUAAACUCACACGCCGAUCCCAAAUCAUUGAAGUUCCGGAAAAACUUACAUGGGAAGCCUGAGAUAGAGUGGCAAAUUACGGAUAAUUGGUGUCCACCUCCUUUGCAUUUCAACAUCUCUCACACUUCUUCUCUGGUAGCAUGUGGAGUGACCACCAAAGCUCGUAUUGGUAUUGAUGUGGAAGAAAAGCAGCGAAAAAUUAAGCACGACGUUUUAUCUUUUGCUCGACGCUAUUUCUCCAAAAACGAGCUUAGAUUCUUGGCGGCAAUUUCCGACCCACAAGUUCAGCACAUGGAAUUUGUCAAAUUAUGGACACUCAAGGAGGCAUAUGUCAAAGCCUUGGGCAAGGGGUUCUCUGGUGCACCUUUCAAGACAUUUACCAUACAUGUUGAGAGUGUGGAUGAACGAGGCUUCAGUUCAGUUGAUUAUGAUUAUUCAAGUCGUAAGGUUUCUGAAAUAACCGUGGAGUCUCUCGACAAAACUGCUGGCAUUACAAGUAAUUGGCAAUUUGUGCUGUUGGAAUUGGCUAAUUUGCAUUAUGUGGCCAUUUGCACUGAGAAACUUGGUGAUGUUGAAGGCAAAAUAAAUGUUCCGAGGAAGUUAAAGGUGUGGAAAACAAUACCAUUUUUGGAGGAUGUAUGUGUUUCUGGAACAGAUGCAGUUAACAUAAUUUGUGGCUUGCAGUGA
Molecule: messenger RNA, 966 nt
Organism: Striga hermonthica
Lineage: Eukaryota; Viridiplantae; Streptophyta; Magnoliopsida; Lamiales; Orobanchaceae
Source: the annotation of a GenBank genome assembly